Messenger RNA from Dendroctonus ponderosae (mountain pine beetle), 1889 nucleotides. RefSeq names its product ecdysone 20-monooxygenase (gene shd). Lineage: Eukaryota; Metazoa; Arthropoda; Insecta; Coleoptera; Curculionidae. Gene Ontology annotation, molecular function: monooxygenase activity; iron ion binding; oxidoreductase activity, acting on paired donors, with incorporation or reduction of molecular oxygen. The coding region runs from base 219 to 1688 and encodes 489 amino acids. The transcript has 7 exons. The record is from RefSeq and is a predicted model, not a curated record.
ACUACUUGAUCAUUAAUUCAUCACAAACAAUAUGAUACGUUUUAUCUGGCUUUAAUGCAUUUGUAAAUAAGUACCACACUAGACAGUACAUAUGAAACUGAGAUUGCUGAUAAAAUCGACUAUUUAUAUGUUAAUCUUUGAUUUCGGACUGGUAAAGUCAUAGUGCACGGCGCGAUUUUAAUUUGUUUGUUAGUGUCUUAUUAGUGUUGUGCGGGGACAUGUGCGAGCCGAUUACUAUGCUGGACAUAUUCACCUGCCUGUUGGGCGCCCUAUUCUUCAUAUUCAUCGGCUUCAGACCACCGUGGCAACCAAAAAAGCUUCAAGACUUCCGCCACAAAGAAGUGCAAGACAUUCCAGGCCCUCUCUCGCUACCAUUGAUCGGAACCAGGUGGCUGUUCACCAUCGGACGGUACCAAAUGUCGAAAAUUCCGGAGUUUUACAAGGACAUGCUACGGAAAUACGGUGUCAUCUUCAAAGAGGAGGCUUUGUAUAAUGUGCCCAUUAUUAGUGUGGUGGAGCGCAGCGACAUCGAAACGGUGCUCAAAAGCACCGGAAAGUGGCCUAUGAGGCCUCCAACAGCCGCCGUUGCAAAAUACCGCAAAGCUCAUCCGGAACGAUACGCAAGUACUGGACUAGUGAAUGAACAAGGGGGAAAAUGGCACUUCCUAAGAACCUCCUUGACCACUGUGCUGACUAGCCCCAAAACCAUCAACGACUUUCUGCCUCAAAUGGAUGAAAUUGCAGACGACUGGUGCCACUUGAUCAAGCAGAGGAGGUACCGCGAUGGUCGCAUUGAUCAUCUGGAAGAAUUGGCAGGCCGAUUGGGACUGGAAGCUACUUGCGCUUUGGUGUUGGGUCGCCGGAUGGGAUUUUUGAUUGAGGAUCAGCGCUGUGAAGUGGCUGAGAAGUUGGCGCAGUCGGUGCACGAUAAUUUCGUUGCCUGUAGGGAUACGUACUUUGGGUUGCCCUUUUGGACAGCCUUCCCCACGCCCAACUAUAAAAAGCUGUGUGAAAGCGAAAGGAACAUGUACGAGUUUGCAUCCGAGCUGAUCAAAACGGCCGAUGAAUCGACAAAAGACAGCGCAGUCUUUCAGUCGGUUUUGGGAGCCCACAUAGACGAGCGAGAAAAGAAGUCUGCCAUUGUGGACUUUCUGGCAGCAGGAAUUUACACUCUGAAGAACAGCCUGCUGUUUCUGCUGUACCAAAUCGCGAUGAAUCCGGAAUGUCAGAAGAAAAUCCUCGAGGAUACCACCAAGACGUACCUGAAGGCAUGUUCAAUGGAAACCUUUCGAUUGUCGCCAACGGUUCAUGCGCUAGCUCGAGUGACCGACACCGACCUGGUGCUAUCCGGGUACAAAGUCAGCGCUGGAACUGUCGUGCUGUGCCAAUCAGCGCUAGCUUGCCAAAGUGAGAGAAACUUUAACGACGCCAAAGCUUUCAAGCCAGAAAGAUGGUUAAACGAGGAGAAAAACCAGACGUCGGCAACAGCAGCUUACCUGGUCACCCCUUUCGGUUACGGAAAGAGGAUUUGCCCAGGGAAGCGUUUCAUUGAGAACGCAUUGCCAAUUGUUCUGGAGCAAAUGGUGCAGAAGUUCGUCAUUACGACCGAACGUCCCUUGGAAGUGGUCUUCGAGUUUUUAGUGUCGCCCAAGGAGCCCAUUUCCAUGACUUUCAAAGACCGAACGUAGCUGACCUUUGGCUCGUUAAACGUGUAUAUAUCGGUUUCAAUCAAACCAAAGUAAAGUAAAGGAAAUAAUGAUUUUUUAAUAUGAACAUUGUUCUAUGGUGUCUAGUGCAGUUUCUGUGAUAAAAACUAACCUGAGCGAAAUUAUUCAACUUUUAUAGACAAACCAGUAAGUUUGCAAUGAAAUAUACAAUGUUUUACAGUU